AUGCAGUAUGAAAUCAAGACAAUGGGUUAUGAGAACACAACUGACAAUGUUUUAUAUAGAAUUCGCAUUAUCGAUCUUUUUACACUUGACUAGAGAGAAAUUAGAGUGAGAUAUAGUCUUUUACUUGACCUUCAUAAUGCCAUGCAAGAUUCCAAUAUAAAUUUUUAGGUAUUUAUAAUCUAAAUCUAGCUUCCUUAAUUUCCUAAGAAGGAAUACUUGAAGACAUUGCUUGGAGAAAAUAAAGUUAUCAAACAACGCGAAUAAAAAUUAGGGGAGUAUUUUCAAUAACUUCUUAAAUGUCCUCCUCCUAAUCAUAAAUUGUUGCUUGAUUUUCUUAGAGAAGGAGUUGACACAAUUAGACAAUAAGAAUUAUUGAAAGAAGUAAGCUCGAAAUCUGAAAUACUCAAAUUUUUUAAAAAGGAAAUGGUGUUAAAAAAGGGAUAAUUUGGGAAAACUACUUUAUAUAGAGGAAACGGAAAAAAAAUAAUUUUACAUAAGUUUUACGUCAUGCAGCAUUAAAGUGAUUAAUUUUUCCAAGCUUAUAUUAAGGCUCAUUUAAAUAUUUUUGAUUUUAGCUUAUUCACUCAAGUGAUUUCUAUAUUCUAUAUACGACCUAAGUCUAAUUUUGUUGAUUCUAUGCUUGGUUAAGUAAAAUAGCCAAAGGUAAGCAAAAAAACCAAUAUUUUUACAUAUUUUUAUCCCCAACAUAUGAGAGUAGAAGCAGCGAAGAUAUUCUCACUUGAAGAAUAUGAGGGAUAAAAUCUAAAUGAAGUGAUUAAAGAUCGCAAGAAUAAAAAUAAACCAUUUAGUUUAGAUGAGCUAUUAAAUAUUAUACAGAAAAUCUUAUAAGCUAUUAUUUAAUUGCACAAGCGCAAUAUAUUUCCAAAUAGAAUUUUACCCACUUCCAUCAUUAUCAAUAAAGAGAGUGUUAAAUUAGCCAGCAUUUAAGAGCCAAAUGCCAAAUAUAAGGAAAAGUAUCUGUUAGAAGGUAAUGCUACUAGAACUGAAUAAGAAAACGAUGUUGUUUAUUACCCUCCUGAGAAAAUGAGUUAAUAAUUUUAAUAAUUAAAUGGGAGGUUGAUAGAUAGUUGGCACUUUGGAGUAUGCAUAUUAAUGGCAGCUCUGUUAUGUACAAAUAAAGAAUUGGAUGGAAUUCAUUCAUGUUAUCAAGUUGAUAAGUUUGCAAAUCAAGUGUAGUUGUUAUAUGGGUAUUUUUAAUAAAUUUAAUAUAGAUAAGUGAUGUAAUAGCAGAAAUAAUUAUGUUGAGUCUAAAAUAAUAGCCACAUGAAAGAGCUGAUAUUAGAGAAUUGUAUUUCUUGGCCAAUUAGACAGCAAUAAUCAAAUUUCAAUCAAAUGUCUUGAAUCAGUAAGAGAAACCUUAAAUUACAUACUUAACCAUAAAUAACAUUACACAAGAACAAUUAAAAAACCUCUAAUAACUCAUUUAAAAAUCUCCAAUUUUAUCAGUUAAAAUCAAUCUUUAUAGAUAAGUAAUAGAUUAAUAAGAAAUUGAUAAAUUAUUAUAAUUACUGGGUAAUUUUGCUGAAGUAAAGUAUUUUCAAAUGAUUUUAAAUAAGUAAGAAUAGAUUUAAAAUGAUUAGAACAUAAAAUUUAAAUUUUGGAAACUUCUGCCUUGGUUUAUAAAAAUUAAAGUAAAUGAAACGUCUCUCUUUGGAUUUGAAGGGAAUUAAUAUAGAAAAAAAAGAAAUAAACCAGGCAGUAAAAAUAUUUAAAUAAAUGGACUCAAUUGAAAGAUUGAUAUUGGAUUGUUCAUCGAUGGAAUUUAUUUAUAGUUUGAAAUAGGAAUUGAAAUUAGAGAGUAAUUUAGUUUUGUAUUUUGAAUCAUAAUUAAUUUGA
This is a messenger RNA of Paramecium octaurelia, 1857 nucleotides long. The record is from the annotation of a GenBank genome assembly. NCBI's taxonomy places the organism in Eukaryota, Ciliophora, Oligohymenophorea, Peniculida, Parameciidae.